This is a messenger RNA of Verticillium nonalfalfae, 2022 nucleotides long. RefSeq lists its product as uncharacterized. The record is from RefSeq and is a predicted model, not a curated record. Gene Ontology annotation, cellular component: cytoplasm. The coding region runs from base 1 to 2022 and encodes 673 amino acids. Gene Ontology annotation, molecular function: iron ion binding; L-ascorbic acid binding; peptidyl-proline dioxygenase activity. NCBI's taxonomy places the organism in Eukaryota, Fungi, Ascomycota, Sordariomycetes, Glomerellales, Plectosphaerellaceae. The transcript is spliced from 2 exons. Gene Ontology annotation, biological process: regulation of translational termination; peptidyl-proline hydroxylation.
AUGAAACGCAAGGCUGACGCACAGGCCGACAAGAAGGCCUCCAAAAAGAAGAGGAGCAAGUCUGUUCUCUCGGCCGCUGACGCCAAGUCGCGCUUCCGCGAUGGCCUCUUUGACCAAGAGGUCCUCCAGUCCUACACCGACGAGUAUGCCACCUCGAGCCCGUACAAACAUGCCGUGAUCCACAAGCUCGCCGACGACAAGCUCCUGCGCAGCGUCCGCGACGAGAUUCGCGAAAACGUCUCCUUCACGCCCAAGGAGACGGACAUUUACAAGAUCCACCAGUCGGGCGACCUCGCCAACCUCGACGGCCUCGACAAUGACGCCCUCGCCAAGCUGCCGUCGCUGCUGGCCCUCCGCGACGCCAUGUACUCCGAGACGUUCCGCCACUACGUCUCCCACAUCACCGGCUGCGGGCCCCUGAGCGGCCGCAAGACGGACAUGGCCAUCAACGUCUACACGCCCGGCUGCUACCUGCUCUGCCACGACGACGUCAUCGGCUCCCGCAAGGUCAGCUACAUCCUCUACCUCACCGACCCCGACGUGCCCUGGAAGCCCGAGUGGGGCGGCGCCCUGCGCCUCUACCCCGUCGACGAGAAGGAGGGCGCCGGCGGCGAGGUCGCCAAGACGCCCGCGCCCGAGUUCGCCAAGGUCAUCCCGCCCGCCUGGAAUCAGCUGUCCUUCUUCGCCGUCCAGCCGGGCGAGUCCUUCCACGACGUCGAGGAGGUCUACCACGCCGCCUCGCCCGCCGAGCUCGCGCGCCAGGGCGGCCGCGUGCGCAUGGCCAUCAGCGGCUGGUUCCACAUCCCCCAGCCCGGCGAGGACGGCUACGUGCCCGGCGCCGAGGCCAAGCUCGCCGCCAACUCGGGCCUCAUGCAGCUCCAGGGCAACCCCGACCAGCACGACGCGCCGCGCGCCCGCCCCGUCGCCGUCCCCGACAAGACGGCCCCCGGGCUCGACGACUUUGACGCCGCCGACCUCGACUUUCUCGUAAAGUACAUCACCCCGACCUACCUCACGCCCGACGCCCUCGAGCAGAUGGCCGCCCACUUUGACGACAACUCGUCCAUCACGCUGCCCAACCUGCUCUGCAACAAGUUUGCCGCGCGCCUGCGUGCGUACGUCGAGGCGCAGGAGCAGGAGCAGACGAAAGACACCAAGAAGAAGAAGAACAAGAACAAGAACAGCGACACCUCCGCCUGGCUCGUCGCCAAACCCCCGCACAAGCACCGCUACCUCUACCAGCAGCCCGCCGACCUGCGCGCCGCCCGCGACGAGUCGCCCGUCACGGAGCUCCUCGACGUGCUGCUGCCGAGCCGCCAGUUCCGCCAGUGGCUGCAGACGGCGACGGGGUGCGUCGUCGAGGGCCACGACCUGCUCGCGCGCCGGUUCCGCCGCGGCCAGGACUACACCCUCGCCACGGGCUACGCCGGCAAGCCGCGCCUCGAGAUGAACCUCGGCUUCACGCCGACGGUCGGCUGGGGCGACGACGAGGGCGGCGACAGCGAUGACGACGAUGAGGAAGACGAUGAGGAGGAAGAGGAACAGAGGAGCAAAAAGGGCAAGGGCAAAGCGAAAGCCAAAGACAGCAAGAAGGAAAAGCAGCAGCAGCAGCAGCAGCAGCAGCAGGAAGAGCAAGAAGCCCCCGAGGUCGGCGGCCACGAGGUCUACAUGGCCGGCGACGACGAGGAAGACGACGACGACGCGGACGAGCAGGCGAAAAAGGACAAGAACGACGCGGCCGUGUACAAGUCGAGCGGCGACGAGGACAACAUUCUCUUCUUCCAGGCCGCCGCCUGGAACAAGAUGACGCUCGUGCUGCGCGACAGCGGCGCGCUCAAGUUUGUCAAGUACGUCAGCCAGAGCGCGCCGGGCGACAGGUGGGACGUGUCCGCCAACUUUGACGUCGAGGAGCAGGACCUGCCGCCGGGGGCUGAGGGGGACGGUGGUGCGGCCGGCGAAGACGACGAGUCGGAGGAGGAGUUCCAGGGCUUCUCGGACCGUGACGAGAGCGAGUCGGAUUGA